Peronospora belbahrii is the source of this 201-nucleotide messenger RNA. The record is from the annotation of a GenBank genome assembly. Lineage: Eukaryota; Oomycota; Peronosporomycetes; Peronosporales; Peronosporaceae.
AUGUCGGCAACGUCAGGUGAGCUCGGUGUGGGCAGAGGGUCAUCGACGACCGGUGGAUCUCCGUCGCAGUCAUCUUCAUUUAAGACCGUCAGCAACCGUUAUGGUACAGGCGAGCUGAAAGAAGAGUCGGCCGGUGGACUUUUGUCAUGUACAGCCUCAGAUGAAACCGUCGUUGACGGCUCUGGCCCCGGCAAUUCGUGA